Molecule: messenger RNA, 1385 nt
Organism: Budorcas taxicolor (takin)
Lineage: Eukaryota; Metazoa; Chordata; Mammalia; Artiodactyla; Bovidae
Gene: DCP2
Product: decapping mRNA 2
Exons: 11
Coding region: 22-1293 (423 amino acids)
Biological process (GO): deadenylation-dependent decapping of nuclear-transcribed mRNA; nuclear-transcribed mRNA catabolic process, nonsense-mediated decay
Cellular component (GO): cytoplasm; P-body
Molecular function (GO): RNA binding; 5'-(N(7)-methylguanosine 5'-triphospho)-[mRNA] hydrolase activity; manganese ion binding
Source: RefSeq, a predicted model, not a curated record
CUCCUGCUGUGGGUCCUCAUCAUGGAGACCAAACGGGUGGAGAUUCCCGGCAGCGUCCUGGACGAUCUCUGCAGCCGAUUUAUUUUGCAUAUUCCCAGCGAGGAAAGAGACAAUGCUAUCCGAGUGUGUUUUCAGAUUGAACUUGCCCAUUGGUUUUACUUGGAUUUCUACAUGCAGAACACACCAGGAUUACCUCAGUGUGGGAUAAGAGACUUUGCUAAAGCUGUCUUCAAUCAUUGUCCAUUUUUGCUGCCUCAAGGUGAAGAUGUGGAAAAAAUUUUGGAUGAAUGGAAGGAAUAUAAAAUGGGAGUGCCAACAUAUGGUGCAAUUAUUCUUGAUGAGACACUUGAAAAUGUACUACUGGUUCAGGGGUACCUAGCAAAAUCAGGCUGGGGAUUUCCAAAAGGAAAAGUAAACAAAGAAGAAGCUCCUCAUGAUUGUGCUGCUAGAGAGGUCUUUGAAGAAACUGGUUUUGAUAUUAAAGAUUAUAUUUGUAAGGAUGAUUACAUUGAACUUCGGAUCAAUGAUCAGCUUGCUCGUUUGUACAUCAUUCCAGGAAUUCCAAAAGAUACAAAAUUUAACCCGAAAACCAGAAGAGAAAUCCGGAAUAUUGAGUGGUUCUCCAUUGAGAAAUUGCCUUGCCAUAGAAAUGAUAUGACCCCAAAAUCCAAACUUGGUUUGGCACCAAACAAAUUUUUUAUGGCCAUUCCUUUUAUCAGACCAUUAAGGGACUGGCUUUCUCGACGAUUUGGAGAUUCCUCAGAUAGUGACAAUGGAUUUUCCUCAGCUGGUAGCACACCAGCUAAACCUACUGUGGAAAAAUUGAGUCGAACCAAAUUCCGGCACAGUCAGCAGUUAUUUCCUGAAGGUUCUCCUGGUGACCAGUGGGUAAAGCACCGGCCACCGCUGCAGCAUAAACCGUACAGUAAUCAUCAUGCCGAAAUGUCCGAUCUUUUAAAAGCAAAGAAUCAAAGUAUAAGGGGAAAUGGCAGAAAACAGUAUCAAGAUUCACCUAAUCCAAAGAAAAGAGCAAAUGGGAUCCACAGCCAGCCAGCCAAGCAACAGAGUCCCUUGGUGAAAUGUGAAAAGAAACUUCAUCCACGAAAACUUCAGGAUACUUUUGAAACAGAUGCUGUGUAUGACUCGCCUCACUCCGGUGAAGACCAGUCGCUCGAACAUGCUGAGGGCCAGGCUGUGGCAUGUAACGGACACUGCAAAUUCCCCUUUUCGUCCCGAGCUUUUUUGAGUUUCAAGUUUGACCAUAAUGCUAUAAUGAAAAUCUUGGACCUCUGAUAGCAGCACAUGUGAAGUCCCCAGACCAGAGGCGUGUUGCAUUUGAGUGGGUGUCUCUUUGAGCCUUACCUUUCUCAGGUGUUGUAAAGAAA